Molecule: messenger RNA, 3534 nt
Organism: Aspergillus mulundensis
Lineage: Eukaryota; Fungi; Ascomycota; Eurotiomycetes; Eurotiales; Aspergillaceae
Product: putative Myb-like transcription factor
Exons: 6
Coding region: 1-3534 (1177 amino acids)
Biological process (GO): DNA-templated transcription initiation; telomere maintenance via telomere lengthening
Cellular component (GO): nucleus
Molecular function (GO): double-stranded telomeric DNA binding; protein homodimerization activity
Source: RefSeq, a predicted model, not a curated record
AUGUCAGCGCCAACUCCUCCCAUAGUGCCUGAUGCCGGCGCAUCAGAGGCCCCUACUGAAGCCCCGGGUGUAUCCGACCAUCCUGCCUCCCCAGUGCUUAAGGAGGAGAGUCAUCAUGAACUCCCUAAGCUGUUCCAUUCCCUUGAAGAUGACUCGCUCUCCCCGCGCGCGUCGAAAAAGCGCCGUCUCGACGAACCGGAAGAUCCCAUAACGGCAACUGCAAACACACCGGUCCCGCAAUCUCAAGAACAACCCCAAGAGCAAACGCAGCCUCAGCCUCAGCCGCAAUCACAGCCUGAGCCUGAGCCUGAGCCUCAGCAACAUGAACACCAACUGCCCCCGAUCCAGCAUCAGCACCAUCAUCUCCUUCCCGGAGCUGGUGAUCAGAUUGAAGAGGAAUUGGCGUCGGCGCUCGCCGCGGGGGUCGUUGAUUCGGUGGAACCUACAGACAGCAAACCCGGUCAGCUCGAGAUGGACGGAAGCCCGGUGCAGGACGGAAGCCCGGUGCAGGAACAAAGCACAAACAUCAAUUCUGAUGUCGCUACUGUUAUCUCGAAUAUCAUGAAUCAUGCCGAGCGUGUGGAGGAACAAUGCGCUAUGGGGCCGCAGCAGCUGCCGGAUUUCGGUCAGGGCGCCCCCAAGGGGAUGGUUUUCGUCAAGGCCAACUCACAUCUGAAGACUCAGAGUCUUCCCAUCCUUGAGAACCUGUCUUCGCAAAUUUUGUCGCUGCUGGCCAAGUCCACGUACCAAGAUAUCACCUCCUUUGUAGCCGAGCCGGAAUCCGAGAAUGGUCAGGCGUACGCUACUAUGCGUUCGCUGUUUGACCACACUAAAAAAGUGUACUCAACCAAGAAGUCGUUCCUGUCACCAACUGAACUCGAGCUUACUGAGCCUUCGCAAGUUGAUAUUAUUCGGAAGGCGAACCUAGCUUCGUUUGUUUCAAGCAUCUUUGGCACCCAGGAGAUUGGCUUUUCUGAGCUGAAUGAUAACUUUCUUGAUGUCUUUGUACCCGAAGGCUCACGGCUCCUUAAACAGCAGGGCGCUUUGUUUCUUGAGAUGAAGACCCAGGCAUUUAUCGCGUCGUUAAAUAACACCGAGCGUACCCGCACUGAAUUGCUCUAUAACUUCUUCCCCGACAACCUUGAGCAGCAGUUGCUUGACAGACGACCUGGGACUCGCCAGCUGGCUCCGAGCGAAACCGACUUUGUUAACCGCGCCGGCUCACGUCGCGAAAUUCUGCUUACUGAUAUUAAUAACGAGGACGCUAUGAAAGCUCUCCCAGAUAAAUACCACUGGGAGGACUUCCUCCGGGAUCUCAGCUCGUACAUCACGAAGAACAUUGAUGCCAUCAACAACCAGCAGUCGAAGAAGGUCACAAAGGGACGACAACCAUCUUCUUCAAAUGGUGACUCUGAGCCGCCAAGUGGUGCGCCCCUUCAAAGCCAGUUUCCUGUCGCUACCCAGGCGCCAGAGGUCCCGGUUGACAAGAACAUGCACGGUGAUCUGGUCGCGCGUGCUGCCCGAGCUGCGCAGAUUGCGCUGCAAGGCCAUGGUUUGAGACGCUCGCAGCAGCAGCAACAACAGCAACAGCAGCAGCAACAACAGGCCCAGCAGCAAGCGCAACAGCAGGCGCAACAGCAGGCCCAGCAGCAGCAGCAGCAGCAGCAAUAUCAACAGCAGCAACAGGCUCAACAAGCUCAACAACAGCAGCAACAGGCCCAGCAACACCAGCCACCUCAGCAAGGCCUCCAAAUUCUGCAAGGCUAUACCCCCGCACAACAACAACCAUACCACCAAGGCAGUCCGGCUCCUUCGGGGUACCAACCGCCUCAAACUUAUAGCUUCCAGCAAAGCCCAAUGCAGGCGAAUUUUCAGCAGUACAACCACCCCUCACCGUCGCCGAUUCCCGGCCGACCGAACUCGUCUACCGCCAAUCACGGCUAUAUGCCUGGCAUCCCCCACUACUCUCAAUCCCAACCCACUCAGGUCCUCUAUGAGCGCGCGCGGAUGGCUGCAUCCGCCAAAUCUUCCCCCAGCAGCCGCAAAUCUGGCCUUCCCAGCCAACGCCGCCCGUGGACAACAGAGGAAGAAAACGCUCUUAUGGCCGGUCUUGACCGCGUUAAGGGUCCUCACUGGAGUCAAAUCCUUGCCAUGUUUGGCCCAGGCGGUACUAUUAGCGAAGCCCUUAAAGACCGAAAUCAGGUGCAACUUAAAGAUAAGGCGCGAAAUCUGAAGCUCUUUUUCCUUAAGAGUGGGAUCGAAGUUCCCUACUACUUGAAAUUUGUUACUGGAGAACUGAAAACACGUGCUCCCGCGCAGGCUGCGAAGCGUGAGGCCCGCGAGCGCCAGAAGAAGCAGGGCGAGGAGGACAAGGCGCAUGUUGAGGGAAUCAAGGGCAUGAUGGCUCUAGCGGGGGCGCAUCCGCAGCAGGUUGGCCACCCUCAUCCUCAUGGAGUGCCCCAUCCCCAUGGGCAUGAGAGCAUGUCUGCGUCGCCAAUGCCGCCGGAUCCAAACUUCGAUCAGACAGCGGAGCAGAAUCUCAUGCAGACACUGGGCAAGGAGGUGCAUGGGGAGUCCUUCGGUCAGCCUGGACAGCCUGGGCAUCCGGGGCAUCAUCCAGACAACAUGCAUUUGGGCCAUCUAGUUCGAGUCACACCCCUGCCCGCCAACACCGCCAACUCACCUUACUUCCCUUCCCUCACCAUGUCCGACACCAAACCAUCCUCAUCCCUACCACCCUCGCAACCUCACCCUCCAAAUUCUCAACCCUCAAACUCCGACGCGACCGUCGUUCCGAAAAUCGAACCUUCAGACAACACCGCCUUAGACACCUCCAUCGAGCAAGAAGGCGCCAUGGCCGGACCCAACGAGAACUCCGCCGCCGCCGCAAGCGCGAACACAGAAGCCACCGCUGGUGCUGGAGCUGGAGCAGUCGCUGGCGCAGGCGCCGGCGAAGAAGAGAUCGGGAACCCCGUGCAAGCGCCGACGUCCGUUGACGCCGCCGCGACAUCAAAAAAGGAGACGUCGCUGCGCGAGUUCUUGGGGAAGAUGGAUGACUAUGCGCCUAUUAUCCCCGACGCCGUAACAUCCCACUACCUCACGCUCGCCGGCCUCCCACCACCCGGCCACGGCCCCAACCAAACCCCGCCACACCUCGCACGGCUCCUGGCCCUCGCAACGCAAAAGUUCAUCGCCGACAUCGCGGCCGACUCGUACCAGUACGCGCGCAUCCGGGCCUCGAAUUCCUCGUCCGCGAGUAACCCCAUGGGCAGUCUGAAUGCGGCCUCGGGGCUGGGUGUUCCUGGCGCUGGGGGCGCGGGCGCUGCUGGUGCGGCUGGUGCAGGAGGUGGUGCUGGGGAUGCUGGGAAGGGAGGGAAUAAGGCGGGUACGCAUUUGGGGAUUCAGAGGCCCGGUUUUGGGGGUGGUGGGUCUGGGGGGAGUGGGCAGGGGCGGACGGUACUUACGAUGGAGGACUUGGGGAUGGCGGUAUCGGAGUAUGGGGUUAGUGUUAAGAGGGGGGAGUUCUAUCGGUGA